AGUAUCAUCACCAACUCCCCAUCUCAGCUGGCCUAUUUCUUAUUUUGGUCUUUAAUAUCAACAACAAAUCAAUCGACAAAACGUUAUCAACCACGCGGCGUCUGCUAGUAAAUGUAUUUUUCAAUUAAGCCUUGUAAAUAAGUCCCCAGGAUUACCUAGUGAUGUACAUAUCCGCGCUGCUUGGCUCAGAGCCCUCGGUGUACAAAAACAUCAUCUGCCCGACCCUGCUGUGGUCUGCUCACAUCAUUUAUUAGAUAACAACUUUUACAAAACAACGGAUUCUGCGAGACAGAUUCACUCUAAUGCUGUACCUUCAACUGUGCAGGUGUGCAUGAUAUGCCUGGAUAUGGACCGCAAGCUGUUUCUAUUGAGUAAACACAAGUUGAAGGAGGCAUAUGAACAGCUAACUGGACUGUCUUUAUGUGAUCUUAGUAACCUGAAGCAAUUAGUCUGUGCGCUGUGUGCUCAGAGAUUGAUUAACUUCAGUAGGUUUAGAGACUUGAGCUUGCGAGCCCAUUCACUGAUGAUGCACUUAGUUGAACAACGUGAAUUGAUCACUGUACAACACAAAGAGUUGAUGAAACAUGCCACAGCACAUCUGCAGUGGGACUUAACACACACAACAUUAGACUCUGACUAUUGUGACUUGUACAUUAUUCACACCGAUGAAGAGGAACAGACAGCAGCAGAGAAGUAUGGUGUGGGAGAUAUUGCAACUGUUGUGAAGACCGAAGACUCUAUGUCGAAUGACAACCGGAUGGAUAAUAUCAAGAAAGAGUGUGUAUAUGAUGAAUACUCCGACAUGAACAUAAACAUGGAAGCUACAAGUGAAGAUCUUCAUAGGAAAGCGGCAGUUUCCUCCGUUACUGUUGAAUAUGUGAAGUGUGAAAGUGCAAUCUUCGAGUGUUCAUUUUGUUAUCAGGACUUUGUGCAAGAAGAUACGUACAAUGAACAUAUGAAUAUGCAUCUCCAGAAUACUGACAGCAAGCAAGGUGCAUCACAAGUCUUCGAGCCUCGUGGAGCCAACUCACUCGUGCCAGAGAACAAGAGUAGCAGUCAAGUCAACGAUGCUCCUCCCCCUCACCCGCCUGAUGGCAACGUUCAGGCUCAUGGAAGUAACAUUGGAGGGUUGGAUAACCAAUCAUCUCACAGCACUACGAGUAAUAUGAACAAACCUACACUUAAUACACAAAUGAGAACCCACACUGGUGAAAAGCCUUAUUCUUGUGAGACAUGCAAUUACAAAUGUGUAGAAAAAAGAUAUUUAAAAAGGCACAUGAAAAAUCAUGCAGGUGAAAAGCCUUUCUCUUGUGAAAUGUGCGAUUACAAAUGUGUAGAAAAAAGCAUGUUAAUGCGGCAUAAGAAAUCCCACAUUGGUGUCAAGCCUUUUUCGUGUGAGUUAUGCGAUUACACAUGUAUUGAAAAAAGAUAUUUAAACAGGCACCUGAAAACUCAUAUAGAUGAAUAUUCUUUUUCUUGUGAAAUGUGCAAAUACAAGUGUGCAGAAAAGAGCAAGUUAUUGCGGCAUAAGAAAUCCCACACCGGUGUAAAGCCUCAUUCAUGUGAGAUUUGUGGUUAUAAAUGUGCAGAAAAGUGGAAUUUACUGAAGCACAUGAAAAUCCAUACUGGUGAAAAGCCUUUUUCUUGUGAUGCAUGCAAUUACAAAUGUAUACAAAAAAGUAAUUUAUUACAGCACAUGAGAAUCCACAUUGGUGAAAAGUAACCCAAAACCCACACUUGUGAUAUAAGCUAUCAUAAAUGUUCCCAAAAACAUAGUUUAUUAGUGCACAUAAGAACCCACAACCUUAAAAAUCCUUAUUAGUGGUAAUAUACACUUUAGGACUUUGUACAAAACAGUAAUUUGUUACAACACAUGAGAACCUACACUGGGUUUUUUUGAGAUAUGAAAAUACGAAUGGGCUCACAAAGCUAUCUAAAUACAAUAAUAAAUAGAUUUGGUAUAUACUUACAUCGCUAUUUAGCCCCGAUCAUCAUGGUAUAGCUGAUUACAUGAUUUACAUUUAUUAAAUUUAACAGAAAGUGAACCUCAUUGUAAAUAAAUGAUAUAUAUUGUAAAUAAAAUUGUAUACUUUGGUAAAUUAUCCGAAUUUUAUAAAAACUAUAAUAAAACAAUAUAAAUAGUUUACUCUAUAAUGACAGAUCUUUGUGAUAAUGUCAGUAAAUGUGGUGUUGCCACACGUCGAGUUUAUUAGUUCCAUUUUUAUUACCUUCUUACUCUUUUAUGUUGCACUAUAUGAAUAUAAAUGGGUGCAAAUAUUAUAGAUAUUUAAGUCAAAGCCUUGUUCUUGUGAAUUGGGAUGAUGACAGUUUUUUAAAUUGUAUAUAAAUUAAGAGUAUACUAAUAGCAAAGCAAUUUUGUAAAAGUAACAGGGUAUCUGCGAUCAUUGCUUUCGGAGCUACAGGGAUUUAAAGGGUCAGAUUUGCGGCGUUGCCGCGCACAGAGAGGUAUUUGGUACUAAAAGUUGGCCAAAAAUAUUUGAAAGCUCUAAUGGCUGUCUAACAUUGUUUUAUUUCAUUUUUAGUUAGGAAAAGGUACAAAUAAGGUAUACAUAAUAUUUACAAGCAUUUAAUCGUCAUUUUCGUCGUCAUCUUUGAAGUUUACAUUAAAAAUGUCACUUUCCAGUAACAAACUUAAAACGUCGUCUGAAAGUGCAAGUUUUUUUUUACUCUUCCUCUUCCUCAUGCCCGUUAAGACAGGGUCAGAGGUUAAGAGGAGUCUCUGCAGGACAUCUGCGUUGCAUGCUACUCGGGAAAACUUUCGGGCGUAAUUGAGCCGAAACAUUCUUAUGUGUUUGUUGCGUGCUUCUGCCGCUUCUUCGGACAAUUGCCCAAUAGGAAGAAUGGCUUCCGCUACCACUUCAGCCCCAUGACAUAAAACUUUAUGUAAUGUCGGAGACAUUGGGUAAAAAUUAUACAAAGAAACAUAUAACUUAGCUGUUUCUUGACAAUAUGUUUCAAACGCCUCCACGUUUAUUUUAAAACCACAGCACAAUGUGUCCAAAACCACUUUCAUUCGAUAAAUCAAAUUUAAGUCUAUCCCAGUAAUUGCCGCCGAUACUUCAAAGUUCUCAAAAAACCGCCUACUGGUGUUUCCGUCAUUGGUAUUACCAAAGUUGGCUUUUGGUAUAUCCACCAAGAGACCAAGUUGCUCUCGGAACUUAUCUUGUAUUUCUUUUUUUUUAUUUUCUACUGCUUGCUUUUCCUCGGCAGUAAGGCGCACAUUCCAUUUUUUUAUAGGCAAUCUAUAGGCCACAUGUAAAAUGCUCUCAAAAAAUCUUAUGCGAGCAUGUAACAAAGAUAAACCGAAUUCCAUAUUUUCUUUUAUGCAUGGCUUCAUCUUCUCCAAAUCAUUGAACUGUGAUGAUGUAGCGCCGCAUAAGUAACAUCUCAUUGUAUAUUUAGUAUGCGUAGCAGCAUUGCAUACCUUUCCAUCAACCAUGGUGAAAAGCAUUUUAUGCUUGAUAUAAAAAUGGUUGACUUCGCUUUUAGUGAGCGCUGUUAUUUGUGACUUAAUAUAAUCAAUUUCUUCGUUUGUUACGUCUAUGGUUUCUUUUAUAAAUCGAAUUCUUAUUGGCCGACAAUAACGUGGUGAAAAUGGGGUAGGAUUUUGCCAAAGUAUUUUUCUUUCCGGUCCAUAAAUUAACUGAAGUGGUACCAUGGAACUUUGAAAUAUGUUUGCAUCAGAAUCAGCUUCGUUUUCAAAUUUCAUUUUGUACUGCAUCUGUUGAGAUCCAUCACAGCCCCAUUUGCUUAUUAAUACUAACGAUUGUUUUUCUAAUUCACUUAAUUGUUCCCCUGCCUCUCCAAUAUGUAAAAUCAGUCGUUGUGCCGUGUGGUCCAUAAGAUUUUGGACCCUUACUUCAGCGCAUGUUUCAGUUAUAUGGUGGAUUUCAGGAUAGCACUCUUUCUUUAACUUUUGCAAUAUCGAAUAGCAAGGAUAAAAGCUUGGAUUAGUUUCGCGCACAAUUUCAUAUUGGGCCUGUGUUAAUCCCGCUUCAGUGUACAUGAACAAGGCACGUAAAUGUUUUGAUUUGUUUGAUUUGUCCUGUUCUUCCUCAGCGAUACUUUUUUUCAUGGCUGCUGCAUAUUUCCUUGCUCUUUUGGGACUUUUUGUCAAGUUUUUUACAAUUUGUGAUGCAUCUACUUUACCCGUCUCCCGUAGUUUCAUCUGCGUUGCAUACGUCAACUCAUCUGGGUCUGACGAUCUAAUAUCUUUCGUUUUUCGUCUUUUGCUUCUUUCACUCAAGUCUGAAAAUGACUUUUGAGGUCUACCGGGACUUAAUCCUGUAAGAAAAAGACUAUAGUUGUACUCAAACUAAUACUUUACAUUUUAGUCAUUACUACCUCAAAAUUAAAAUUGAAGGAAUAAAGUAAUUAACUAUUGUGCAGGUCAGCAAAAUGCUUCAAAACAACAAAACAAUAGAAGUAAUAAAAUUUGGGCAACACCUACCUGCUUUCGGUAGCGAUACGCAUCCUCUAAGCCAUUCGGCAUUGUUUUCUAGGAAUCUGGCCUUUGUAUUGCGAGCAGCUGCCCAUUUUUGUUUAAACUGGUGUCUUAUAAUUGACAGUUUUUGCUUUACAUCAGCAAUAUUUUGGUCAUUUUCUGCAUACUGAUUGAGUAGUUCCCGCUCCAUAAAUUCCAACUUUUUAAUAAAUGUUGAGGAAUCAGAGCGUUCCAUUAUAUUAAAUAAAUCAUUUCGAGUCAAAACCCUCAUUCCAGAUGGGCCUAUAACAAAAAUACACAAAAUUGAAUUAAAACGUUAUUUUCUGAGAAUCUAACGUACGUAUGAAAAAACAUCACCAAUAAUAGGGGGGUACUUUGGGGUGGCUGUUUUGUGCUUAAUUAUAUUCUAUAAGGUCUACUCUAUAACUAAAAAUUAUAAUUUUGACUUAGAAAUGGUGAGAAACAUAUUAAAACCCCCUUUGAUCUUCCAAAAUGUGUUUUUUAUAGAAGGUUUUUUGUUGCUUACUUUUCAAGGGCAUAAAUGAAGAAAGGCUAUACAUCGGUUGUUAAAAUUAAUUGUCAAAUAAAGUACAUACCUGGUUGUGCACAAUCCAUAAUGAAAACCAACACAAAAUCGUUUAGUCACAAUAUAGCAAAUAUUUCAAAACAAAGAAAAUUUCGCGCAUCGAACAAUCACACGUACACUCUAGGCGAAGGGUAACUUCCGACUGAGAUUACCACGUGAUGGAUGGUACUAGCGCUUUGUGCUUUUUUUUAUUGUUUAGAGCGGUUAUACUACUUUUUGGAAACAAUAGCUUAGAAGGAGUAGAACUAAUAUAAAAAAAAAUGAUUUUGGCCAACUUUUAGGACCAAAUACCAGUCUGUGCCGCGGAUCCCUGAAAAACGCUCCAUACAAAAUGGCACGAUUUAGUGACGUCUUGGCUCGCUGAUCGUUAGGUUUGAAUAGGCGUUCAAACAAAAUUACUAAUAUCUUCGUUAUUUGUGCGUUUAAGUUUAUAGUUCAUUUAUUGAAAAAUGUCACAUUUAAUGUAAGGAAGCUAAAACUGUAUGGAAUUUUAUCUAAUUACGAUAAAAAAAUUUAUAGAUUUUGAAAUUUUAUUAUCUCAUUUAUUUUGCAAAUAUCCAGACAAUCUUUGCUUUUUAUGUAUAAAUUAGUUAACAUUGACCUUAUUUAGCCGAAUGUAUCAUAAAAAUCAAUAUAUUCAAACCUAGUCAUCAUCCCCAUUGUAUUUGUAUGAUUCAGCAUUAAUUAUAAAAUUAAGCAUUGUAAGAGUGUUCAGCUUUGUUAUAGAAUAAUAAAGUUGUGUUAAUAUUUA
Messenger RNA from Bicyclus anynana (squinting bush brown), 5802 nucleotides. Its product is annotated as zinc finger protein 782. Gene Ontology annotation, cellular component: nucleus. Gene Ontology annotation, molecular function: zinc ion binding; DNA-binding transcription factor activity; RNA polymerase II cis-regulatory region sequence-specific DNA binding. NCBI's taxonomy places the organism in Eukaryota, Metazoa, Arthropoda, Insecta, Lepidoptera, Nymphalidae. The coding region runs from base 332 to 1723 and encodes 463 amino acids. The record is from RefSeq and is a predicted model, not a curated record. Gene Ontology annotation, biological process: regulation of transcription by RNA polymerase II. The transcript has 7 exons.